UCCAUGAUUAAAAGAGCAGCAGGAGAAACACCCUCCUUCACUGUAUAGCAGCAGAACUGGACCAAACUUAUUUUUGGAUUACUAUAGAAAUCAAGUAGCAGGGCUUGUCCCAAGAAGAGAAUUGACCCUCAAAAUGUUGACUAACUUACCAACAUGCUGCAGCAAGUUGAGAAACUCCUUGACAAUAUUGCCACCACAUCCAUGUUGGUCAUAAUCACUAAGUCUUCUCCAGCUUUGAAUAUUUGAAUAUUUGAGAGUUAACUAAUUUGAGAAUAUUUACUUCCAGAAUCCUCCAAAUAGGAUUAAACGGGUUUUCAUUUGAAAUUAAGAGUUUGAUUAUAGUGAAAUCUUCAUUUUUGAGUUAUUUCUUUGUCGUAAGAGUGAAGGAUUGUAAAUAAUUUGGCAAUUAAUCACAGCCGUCACCAUGUCAACGUUAUUGUAUUUAUCCACAACUUGAUAAUGAUAAAUCCAUUAAUUGACUUAAAAUCUUUAGUUCAAUAACUUAAAAAUGUAAUAAACACACUAAGAUGCGUGAAUGAGUUCGGAAAAUAGCUCCAUGCAUAAUGCAUCUCUUGACUUUGAAUCCAUGAACCAUCUUUAUCUCUUGCAUGUUAUGUUAGUCUCUUAAUUGUAUGUUAAUCACUAUAAACUACAACUUGGUCUUAUAGUCAAAUCGAAGACCAAGACUCAUAAUCACUAAGUCUUCUCCAGCUUUCAAUAUAAAUAGUACGAAACCCUAAGGUAAUUUCAAUCACAAAACAUCUCAAAUAACAAAUCAAAAACAUCAAAGUUACAAUGUCUUCUCGACAAUCAGUUAGGCACCCGAGUCACAACCAUCCAUUGCGCAGUCACAAAUGCGAAGCAAAAGACGAAAUCAUCUGCUCAGGUUGCGAUCUCGAUCUGAUUGGUGCAGCUUUCAAAUGCACAAAAUCAUCAGACUGCGAUUACUUCUUGCACAAGUCCUGUUUUAGCCUUCCACGUGAAACCAACCACAAAUCUCACCAGCCCCACUGUCUGAAUUUACUCUAUUCCCCAAAGUCAAUGUACACGUGUCACGCUUGCGGUGAGUACGGAUCAAGUUUCACUUACAACUGUUCGAUCUGUCAGUACGAUGUACAUGUCGGAUGUGUCUCAAUGCCUGAAACCGUGAAGCGUGAAGAUCACGCACAUCCGCUCACUCUUCUUUACAGUUCUCCUUAUACCGAACCCGGUUUAGUUUUCACCUGCGAUGUUUGUAAGGAAACCGUACCGGAUAAUCUCUGGGCGUAUUACUGCAUGGAAUGCGAUUACGGUACACAUUUACACUCAUGUGCGAAAGAGGAAGAAGAGGCAAAGAAAGGAGAAGGAGAAGGAAGCAAAAGCUCGGCGAAUCAAGAGCUAGCUGCAAUGCUCGAAGCUCAAAGAGAGAUGGAGAAUAUGCAGAUUGAGAUUCACUUGGCCAUGCAGAGUGCUUUGUUCGCGAAAAAGGCGAAUAAGGCAGCUCUCAGUUAUAUCUAGUUUUAAGAAUUUGUGAUCCAUUUGGUAUUAUCUUCACUUUCUCAAUUUACUCGUAAUAUUUUAUUUUGUUUUUUACUUUUACUUGUUUGUUUUUCCUUGAUUUCGUGUUUCCAAGCUUUCAUGUAGUUGUCCUUUUUCUUUGUAAUUGUUAUCUGAAAUUAAUAAAAGCGAGAAGUGUUGUUGCUUCCUCAACCCUUGACCAUGUGAUAACAUGUUGAUAUCUUUCUCAUAGACUUAUAUCUAUACUUCAAAAACUAGAACACUAUAUAAACCAUGCCAUGAUGAUAAUCUAAUAUUUCGAAAUCAUUAAUUUGAAGAUAAGGGUUUUAUUAGGGGCUAUAUGCCAUAUCCAGUUUUAUAUAGCUGCCGUAAGAGUCAAAAAGCAUCUAUAACUAUGCAGCGUUGUAGUUUUUAUCCUCCAUCUUGUAAGUGAAAAUUUGAAUUUCAAAAAUCUUUAGUUUCAGUUGGUUAGAACUUUGCAACAAAUUCGUUUUGGUAUGACACUUGGACAGAUGUGGGAUGCCUAUCUGACUUGGUAAGAGCAAGAGGUUGUAUUGAGAUGGGUAUCAGAGCAAUAGCUUCAGUGUCCUCAGCUGUAGCGCAUAGGAAAAGAACACACCAGGUGGAGAUCUAUAAUAUGAUCGAGACAGUCUUGGAGGACCAAAGGUCCAUGAUGACUGAUACAGCUGAUGUCCCCUUAUGGAAACAAAAAGAAGACACAUACCGGCCCCAAUUUAGCAACAAACGAACCUGGAGUCUCAUUCGACAGGUGCAUCUGACAGUGCAAUGGCAUUUCGGGAUAUGGUUUCAGUAUGCAACCCAAAAAAAUCUGCUUUCUACACUAUGAUAGAACUGUAGCCAAUGCUGGUGUUCUUAAAGCAUGAUUAAUCCUGGUCUCUUAUUUGGGUUCUUAAUUCAUGAUUUAACACUUUUCGGCUAGAGACGUUUCUUAUAAGAGAUAUAAAAAACGUCUCUUAUAUCUUUUAUUUAAGAGACGGUUUUUAACUUUUCUUAGUUAAAAGCUACGACACGUCUCUUAUCCGAAGCUAGGAACCUCAGUCAAGAGACCAGGGUUAAUCAUGGUAUUUAUGUUCUAAUUUGAAAAAACUAAAACUGGUAAUAGAUUCAGUGAAAAUUCUGAUUUGAUUGAUAUUUGUGUUAGUGCAUGGUUAAUCGAGCUGCGUUCUUUUGAAAUUACUUAUAUACAGCUUAUUUCAUAAUGUAGCGUCGAGUUUGAGUCACAGGAAAAAAAAGUUUGAAGUCACAGAAUCAGGGAUUCAAGAGUCUCUUAUUAUUGUUUCAAUCAAACGUGUG
Molecule: messenger RNA, 2811 nt
Organism: Brassica rapa (field mustard)
Lineage: Eukaryota; Viridiplantae; Streptophyta; Magnoliopsida; Brassicales; Brassicaceae
Source: RefSeq, a predicted model, not a curated record